Callorhinchus milii (elephant shark) is the source of this 3186-nucleotide messenger RNA. It is a transcript of the gene garem1, whose product is annotated as GRB2 associated, regulator of MAPK1. The record is from RefSeq and is a predicted model, not a curated record. The transcript is spliced from 6 exons. The coding region runs from base 55 to 2706 and encodes 883 amino acids. Gene Ontology annotation, biological process: cellular response to epidermal growth factor stimulus; epidermal growth factor receptor signaling pathway. NCBI's taxonomy places the organism in Eukaryota, Metazoa, Chordata, Chondrichthyes, Chimaeriformes, Callorhinchidae. Gene Ontology annotation, molecular function: proline-rich region binding.
UCAGCUGCCGCCGCUCGUGCCCUCGCCCCGCGCGGCGCCCCCCGACCGCCAGACAUGGAGGCGGCCACCGCUCACCGGGAGAUACAGUGGAGCGGCGUGGCUCUGCCGCUCGACCUGCUCGUCAGCUCCUACCGACUACCCCAACUCGUCAGGCUGGACACCGGAGAAACCGUGGAAGGGAUACGAGAGAAUGAUUUGGUUUUGCUUCAUUCAUGCCGGCAAUGGACAACUAUCACUGCCCACAGCUUGGAAGAGGGCCAUUAUGUUAUAGGGCCAAAAAUAGAGAUCCCUGUUCAUUAUGGAGGACAGUUUAAGCUACUGGAACAAGACCGAGAUAUCAAGGAGCCCGUUCAAUAUUUCAGCAGUGUGGAAGAGGUGGCAAAGGCAUUCCCUGAGCGAGUGUACGUCAUGGAGGAAAUAACAUUCAAUGUUAAGGUAGCGUCAGGGGAAUGCAAUGAAGACACAGAGGUGUACAACAUCACUCUCAGCACUGGGGAUGAGCUUACUCUCAUGGGACAAGCAGAAAUCCUUUAUGCAAAAACAUCAAAGGAAAAGUCGAGACUUAACACUAUCUUUAAAAAAAUUGGGAAAUUGAACUCGAUCAACAAGUUGGGACGAGGCAAGAUGCCCUGCCUAAUAUGUAUGAAUCACAGGACCAAUGAAAGCAUUAGUCUUCCUUUCCAAUGCAAAGGUCGAUUCAGCACACGCAGCCCCCUGGAAAUACAGAUGCAGGAGGGUGAACAUACUAUUCGUAACAUUGUUGAAAAGACUAGAUUACCAGUGAAUGUUACGGUGCCGUCCGCCCCCCCACGAAAUCCCUAUGAUCUACACCUCAUCCGGGAGGGCCAUCGCUACAAGUUUGUUAAUAUCCAAACUAAAACUGUUGUGGUGUGCUGUUUACUUCGGAAUAACAAAAUGAUUCCAAUGCAUUUUCCGCUUCAUUUAGUUGUGCCAAAGUUUACCCUCCCUGAAGGCCUCAUUCAAGGAGAGACAUGGUACGAGAGCACAAUUCAGUCCUGGUUCAACAUUUGCCAGGAACAGUUUGAUAUUGAUGAAUAUUCACGAGCUGUUCGGGACGUGAAGACUGAUUGGAGUGAAGAUUGUAAGAGCCCAAAGAGAAACAGAUGUACUGGGCACAGUCACAUUCCAAACUCCCUUAGUUAUGCUCGUGAAGAACUUACACAGUCUUUCCAUCGACUUUCAGUAUGUGUUUAUGGUAACAAUUUGCACGGCAAUAGUGAAGUGAAUCUCCAUGGCUGUAGAGAUCCUAGCAGUGAGUGGACCCUUUUUUCUCAUGAAACCCUUACAUUACAGGACUCCGGAGACAGUGCGAGUGAUUAUCUCUUGCCUGAAGUAACUGAAGAAUCUGCUGGAACCCAGUCACGUUCAGAUCUUCCUUAUGAAGAACUCUGGUUAGAUCAGGGAACCUGGAGACGAUAUGGGCAAGAUCUUUACUGUUCUUCAGGAGAGAGAAUGAAAUCUGGUUGUCAGAAAGGUUCCAUCCACUCCAAAUGCGCCGUAUCUUCGACCCUUUCUACUCAAGGUUCUUUGUCCACAGUUAAAUCGCCAUCUGAUAUUUCUCUACCUCCGCCACCAGUGCCUCCAAAGUCUGAAGCUGUAAAGGAAGAAUGCAGGCUUCUGAAUACCCCGCCAGUGCCCCCACGGAAUACCAAACCAUCAUCACUUAGUCCCUCCAUUCCUCCUCGACAAAUACGCCAGCAGGCGCGUUCUCCUAGUCCCACUCUAUCUUAUUAUUCUUCUGGAUUGCAUAACAUUUUUGCCACAGAAAGCGAUAUACCUCCAACACAUGAGCAACACGCCGCAGCUUCCUGUUACCCUUGUAACUGGAUUAAACUUGGUGCUAUGGACAGUGGUACUAAAUCCCCCGUCAAAAGCCCCAGAUUGGACGUUCUGUCAAAUCGGUCAUCGUGGCCAAGCCAUCACUCUGGUGAUGCUGAAGGUCUAGAUAUCGGGGAGUUUGGAGCCAAACACAGAAGUUACUACAGUUAUCCUCGUCAGAAGAUUCCUGGUCCAAAGAGCAAUGUGCCCAUACACUUUCAGUUUGUUGACUGUGAAUGCAGUGAAGGCUGUGAGAAGCAUACAAUGAAUACUUUUGGUGAGAAACAGUCCAAAGGUAGUGGCUUCAAUUUUAUUUUUGCCGGAUGUCCCAAAUCUGCUUGUUAUUCAUUAGACAGCAAUGAGGAUAAAUCUUUAGCAGACAGCAAUGCACAGCAAAAUCAAUCAUGCGCCACCUUACCUGCACCUUCACUGAAACUAAGUGAUGAGGAACUAGUUGACCUGGAAGCACUAUGUUUGCCUUCAACUAUAGAUGGGGCAGAGGAUGACCAUCAGAUGUGUUCAACAAAUCUACCUGAAGACCAUAAUUGUGUUAAAGGUGUACGAGAUAUAUUUUCUUAUCCUUUUUCUUCUCCUCUGCACCUACAAUUAGCACCACGUUCAUGUGGUGAUGGGUCACCCUGGGAGCCACCAGCUGACCUUUCGGGGCUUUCCAUAGAAGAUGUGUCAAAGUGCCUGAGAUUUAUCGGACUAUCUGAGGAUGUAGUGUCAUUGUUUGUUGCUGAAAAAAUUGAUGGAAAUUUACUUGUACAACUUACCGAAGACAUACUGUCUGAGGAUUUUAAACUUAGCAAACUGCAAAUGAAGAAACUGUUACAGUUCAUCAGUGGCUGGCGGCCAAAGAUGUAGUGACUCAGAAGUGGCAUGGAUGGGGAGCCUCUGUCCUCGACGUACAUUGUUUUGCACUAAAGCCAUAACUUUUUGUACUGUAAAAAAAAUUAGUGCUGUGGCAACAAACAAUUUGCUUGUAAAGGUACUAAUUACUGGUGACUUUUGUAUGCUAAUAAAACUGACAUCCUACAACAGAAAUGACCUUGCUUAAAAGCGAACCAUGUGCAUCACUUAACUAUCACUGGCCGCUUGAACAAGCUGAAAGCAUAGAAAUCAAACUGAGUUAAUCGUCUCAUAUUGUUUUAAUUUUAAUGAGAAUACAGAGAAGUAAUUUAACCCUCUAAGUUAAGUGUUUGUGUGAUAGACAAAUGUGCAGCCCAAUUAUACUCUUCUAACUAUUGGCAAUAUGGACUGAUGUUAUAAAAGUGUUGUCAUAAAAAACAGAAGAUGCUGGAAAUGCAAAAGAUCAAUCCGUAUCUGAAAAAUAAAAAAUGUUUG